This is a messenger RNA of Vitis riparia (riverbank grape), 9723 nucleotides long. RefSeq lists its product as uncharacterized. NCBI's taxonomy places the organism in Eukaryota, Viridiplantae, Streptophyta, Magnoliopsida, Vitales, Vitaceae. Gene Ontology annotation, molecular function: ADP binding. The transcript is spliced from 12 exons. Bases 341 to 9232 code for a protein of 2963 amino acids. The record is from RefSeq and is a predicted model, not a curated record.
CCACCAAAAAAAAAAAAAAAUAGCUUGGUAAUCUACUCUUCACAUUCGGCCUCACAUCAGGAUCUGCUUGCAAAACACCGACUUUGUUCUCGUUUUGUCACAUUGAAUCAAAAUCUCUUCACUCAUAUUCGCUACUGAUUCUGCUUUUCAUUUUGUUGGUGACCGUCUCUCUGCUUGGAACAAAUACUCUGCUCCUUCCAUUUCUUCCACUCUCUUAUUUUAGUUUCCUUUUGCUCCCGCUUUCAUUUGUUUCUGUUUUUUUCAUCAUUUCCCUUCUGUUUUCCCAACAAAACCGCACACACACCAAAAAAAAAAAAUAAAGAAAUCCAACUGAGACAAAAUGACACGGAUCAUUAUUGCCGUUGCUACAAAAGUUUCAGAGUACUUGGUUGCUCCAAUUCGCCAGCUUAGUUAUCUGUUUUGCUACCGCGGCCACAUGGAUGAUCUCAACAAGAAGGUUCAGGAGUUGGGGCUUGCAAAGGAUGACCUUCAGAUUACUGUUGAUGAAGCUAUUAGAAGAGGGGAUGAAAUCAGACCUAUUGUUAAAGACUGGCUGACUCGGGCAGAUGGGAUUACAGGGCAGGCAGAGGAAUUAAUGAACGAUGAAAAUAAGAGCUGUCUCAAUGGCUGGUGUCCUAAUCUCAAGUCACGGUACCUGCUAAGCAGGGUAGCAGACAAGAAGGCGCAGGUUAUUGUUAAAGUCCAAGAAGACCGCAAUUUCCCCGAUGGCGUAUCAUAUCGUGUCCCUCCACGGAAUGUAACCUUUGAAGAUUAUGAAGCUUUUAAGGCAAGAGCCUCGACUGUGAGCAAAGUUAUGGAAGCAUUAAGAGAUGAUGAGAUCAACAAGAUUGGGGUGUGGGGCAUGGGCGGUGUGGGCAAAACCACGCUGGUCAAACAAGUGUUCCAACUAGCUGAAGAUGAGAAGCUGUUCACCACACGAGUCUACAUAGAUGUAUCCUGGACUCGAUAUUCGGAAAAACUUCAAGAAGGAAUUGCUGAAAUUCAACAAAGAAUUGCAGACAUGUUAGGCUUGGAAUUUAAGGGGAAGGAUGAAUCCACAAGAGCAGUUGAACUGAAGCAGAGACUGCAGAAAGAAAAGAUCCUUAUCAUCUUAGAUGGCAUUUGGAAGGAAGUUAGUUUGGAGGAAGUUGGAAUUCCUUCUAAAGAUGACCAGAAAGGAUGCAAAAUAGUGUUAGCUUCUAGAAAUGAAGACCUAUUACGCAAAGACAUGGGCGCAAAAGAAUGUUUUCCAGUUCAACAUCUAACAACAGAAGAAGCUUGGCAUUUAUUUAAGAAGACAGCAGGUGAUUCCGUGAAGGGGGAUGAACUGCGACCCAUAGCAAUUGAGGUAGUUAACGAAUGUGAGGGUCUACCAAUUGCAAUUGUAACAAUUGCAAAUGCAUUAAGAGGUGAAAGCGUGGCUGUAUGGGAGAAUGCCUUGGAAGAACUGAGGAGUUCUGCGCCAACAAACAUCGGCGGAGUGGAUCACAAGGUCUACGGAUGUCUGAAGUUGAGCUACAACCAUUUGAAAGGUGAUGAAGUCAAGUCAUUGUUCUUACUUUGUGGUUGUUUGAGCAAUGGCGAUAUUUCAAUGCAUCAAUUGUUACAGUAUGCUAUGGGUUUGGAUUUGUUUGACCGCCUCAAGUCAUUGGAGAAAGCAAGAAAUAAACUAGUUACAUUGGUGAGAACCCUCAAAGCCUUAAGCUUGUUGCUUGACGUUGAAGAUGGAAAGAGUCAGGAGUCGUCAGGGUUGUUUAACGAGUUUGUCAGCAUGCAUGAUGUUGUUCGUGAUUUUGCCAGAACAAUUGCAAGGAAAGAUCCUCAUCGAUUUGUGGUGGAAGAAGCUCUUGGAUUCGAAGAAUAUUGGGAAAGGAAGGAUGAGUUCACAUAUUGCACUCGUAUAUUGAUAGGCAGAGAUAUCCACAGGCUUCCAGGAGCAUUGGCAUGUCCCAAACUUGAAUUCCUUUUAUUGGAUGGUAAUAAUUCGUCCUUGAAAAUUCCAGACUCCUUUUUUGUAGUGACCAAAGAACUCAAAGUCUUGAGCUUGUCUGAAAUGUGUCUUGCACCAUUGCCUUCAUCACUUCAUUUCCUUCCAAAUCUUCGAACAUUGUGUUUAGACCAAUGCCAGCUUGGAGAUCUCGCAAUAAUUGGAGAACUCAAGCAAUUGCAGGUUCUUAGUUUUGUGGGUUCCAAUAUUAAACAGUUGCCGAAAGAAAUGAUGCAAUUGAGUGAUCUAAGGUGGUUAGAUCUGCGGAAUUGCUCUUACCUCAAAGCAAUUCCACAGAAUGUCAUAUCAAGUCUAUCUCGAUUGGAGUGUAUGUGUAUGGAAAAUAGCUUUACUCAAUGGGAGGUUGAAGGAGUUAACAAUGGAGAAAGCAAUGCUUGCCUUUCUGAGCUCAAACGCUUGUCUUGGUUGUGGGCUUUAGACAUAAAAAUACCUAAUCUGAAUUUGCUUCCACCAGAUAUGCUCUUUGACAACUUGACCAGAUAUAGAAUAUUAGUAGGUGAUCACUGGAUGUGGCAUCAUACUUAUAAAGCCUCAAGAACGUUGAAGCUCAGUGAGGUUAAAAGCCUUCAUCUGGUGAAAUGGUUUUCCAAACUGCUAAAGAGAACUGAAGAUCUAGAAUUGAGGGGAUUGGGUGAUACUAAACAUGUGUCUAACGAGUUAGACUCGGAGGGCUUUCUUGAGCUGAAGCAUCUCCAGAUCCAUGAUAGUCCCGGGAUUCAAUACAUCAUUAAUUCAAUGGAUCAGUGGGUCUCAUCGCGUAGUGCCUUUCCUAUCUUGGAGGGGCUGCAUCUUCGGGACCUCAUUAACUUGGAUGCUGUAUGCCAUGGCCCAAUUCCAGUGGGGUGUUUUGGUAACUUAAGAAUUCUACACGUGGGCAGAUGUAAGAAUUUGCAGUAUCUAUUAGUUCUUCCCACAGGAGAAAGAAGGGAACUAGUGUUUCCUCAACUGAUAUCCUUGAGCCUGGAAGAUCUACCAAAGCUCAGUAACUUCUACUCCACAGGAACCACUGCUACCCAGGAGUCAUUGACAAGCAAUGAAGGACCACAAGGAAUCUAUUCAGAGAGUAUGCUUUAUGCUCACACGUUAUUUUUCGAUCAGAAGAUUGCAUUUCCUAGAUUGGAGGACUUGGAUCUCUCCAACCUGGAUAAUGUGGAAAAGAUAUGGCACAAUCCUGAGUUUAUUGCAGAUUCCUUUGGAAAUCUAAAAAGAUUGUCUGUACGGUCUUGUCAAAAACUGCAGAACGUUAUUCCUUCCAAUGUGCUGAAGAGGCUACCGAGUCUACAAAUUCUGAAGAUAGUGGACUGUAAUUCACUGGAAGAGGUUUUUGAUCUGGAAUCCAUAGGUAGUGAGGAAAAUCAUGAUAUUCCUACCCUUCAGUUGCGAGAAUUGUGUUUAGAUAAUCUUGAGACGCUGAAGUGUGUAUGGAAUGAGGCUCCUCAAGGACUUCUCACCUAUCAAAACUUAAAGUCUGUACGAGUUUCUCAUUGUCCAAGUCUUAAAAUUCCUUUUCCAGGUUAUGUGGUGAGAAGCCUUCUGCAAGUUAAAGAAGUAGAUAUGAAUUCUAGUAGGGUGAAGGAAAUUGUUGCACACGAAGAUAUGGCAAAAGUAGUGUCCAUGUUCUUAUUCCCUGAAGUGACCUCUUUGACAAAUUCCUGUCUAAAAGAACUAAAAUGUUUCUAUCUGGGACUGCAUAAUUUGGAGUGGCCAAUGUUGGAGAGACUGGAGGUGGAAAGUUAUGAAAGUCUGGAGAUGUUGGCUUCCGAACUUGAUAAACCAGUUGAACAACCCAUCUUCCUUUGUGAUAAGGUUGCGUUCCCUGAAUUGGUGUACUUGAAUCUCUCUCUCAAGUUGAAGGAAAUACAGGAUCUUCAACCUUUAUUUGGGGCCUUCUCUAAUCUAAGGAACCUAAUAAUUGAGAACUGCCCAUUUCUUUCCAAUGUUUUGUCAUCCAAUUUUGUGCAAAGCUUAAGCAAUUUAAAAGAGCUUACUGUGAAAAAUUGUGACCUACUUGAAGAAGUAUUUGGUCUUAAUGGACUUGAUGAUGCUGACAAUGAACAUGUUGAGAUACUCUCAAAGCUAGAAGAACUGAGCUUAAUCGAUCUACCUAUGUUGAGAUAUAUAUGCAACAACAGCCCUCGACAAUUUUCGUGCUUCAAGAACUUGAAAUUGGUGCGGGUGAAGCAGUGUGACAGCUUGAUGUAUCUUUUUUCAGCUUCCAUGGCAUUGGGUGUUGUCAAACUCAAACACUUGCACAUAGAAAAUUGCUCUAUGAUAGAAGAAAUUGUCAUUGCAGAAAACGGAGCUAUAGACAAGAUCACUUUUCCUCAGAUAACCCAAAUUUCACUUCUAUCUUUGCCCAACCUCACAAGUUUCUAUCGAAGAACACAGAAUCUUGGGGUGCUCUUCAAUGAAGAGGUUGCAUUCCCUAAAUUGGAGUUCUUGUAUGUCACCGGCCUGGAUAAUGUGAAAAAAAUAUGGCACAACCAACUCUUUGCAAAUUCCUUCAGCGAACUGAAGGAAAUGAAGGUAGAAAAUUGUAAUGAACUGCAGAAUAUUUUGGCAUCCAAGAAUUGGUUGCCAAGUCUAGAGUCUCUUACAAUACACAGCUGUGAUGAAUUAAAAGUGGUUUUUGAUUUGGAAGUGAUAAAUGUUCCGGAAGAUGUAACAGACAGUCAGCCGAGUCCAUUGGGUUUAGAUGAUUCACAGAACAUGGAGCAUAUGUGCAACAAGGUCCUUGGAAAAAAAUUGUGCUUACAAAACCUGAAAUUUCUCAAGGUGCAUAACUGUGGCAGCUUGAAAAUGCUUUUCUCGCUUUACACAGAACCUGAAGGAGCUGAAGAGAUUAUUGAUAAGAUCGAGUUUCCUGAAUUAACGUCUCUUUCACUUGAAUCUUUGCCCAGCCUAGCAAGUUUCUAUCCAGGAAGCCAUACUCUCAGAAGGCUUGGUCUGGGAGACCAUGAUAUCCUUACUCCAGUGCUCUUCAGUGAAAAGGUAUCAUUUCCUAAUUUGGAGAUCUUGAAACUCUCUGGACUUUUCAAGUUGAUGGGGAUAUGGGAUCGCCGACUUCCGCUCGGCUCCUUUUGCAAUCUACACAUCCUGGAAGUGGAGAAGUGUCCAUUCCUAUUGCAUGUUGUUCCAAAGUAUUUGAUUGCAAGUUUACAGAAUUUAGAAAAACUAAAUGUGGAAAAAUGUGAUCAACUACAAGAAGUGUUUGAUCUUGAAGGACUUGACAAUGCUGAUUAUGAGCAUGCUGAUGAUGAACAUGCUAGGAUGCACUCAAAGUUGGAAGAACUGAAGUUAAUUGAUCUUCCUAAGUUGAGGUAUAUAUGGAAUAAGGACCUUCAGCAAAGUUUGUGCUUCCAGAACUUGAAAUUGCUGCAUGUUAAGCAGUGUGGAAGUUUGACGCAUCUUUUCUCUUCUGGGAUGGCUUUGGAUCUUGAGCGACUGAAAGACUUAUGCGUGGAGCAUUGUUCUAUGAUAAAAGAAAUCAUCAUGGUGGAAGACAGGGUUGCAGACAAGAUUAUAUUUCCUCAAACAACACAGCUUUCACUUCUAUCUUUGCCCAACCUAACAAGUUUUUAUAGGGGAACUCGUACACAUGAAAAGGUUCACAUGAAAGACUGCGAUAUCCUUGCUUGUGUGCUAUUUCAUGAAAAGGUAUCAUUUCCUAACUUGGAAAUCUUGAAACUCUCUGAGCUUUCCAAGUUGACGGAGAUAUGGGAUCACGGACUUCCACUCAGCUCCUUUUGCAAUCUACACAUCCUGGAAGUGAAGAAGUGUCCGUUCCUAUUUAAUGUUGUUCCAAACAAUUUGAUUGCAAGUUUACAGAAUUUAAAAAAACUAAAUGUGGAAAAAUGUGAUCAACUAAAGGAAGUGUUUGAUCUUGAAGGACUUGAUCAUGCUAAUGCUAGGCUGCACUCAAAGUUAGAAGAACUGAAGUUAAUUGAUCUUCCUCAGUUGGGGCAGAUAUGCAAUAAGGACCUUCAGCAAAUUUCGUUCUUCCAAAACUUGAGAGUCCUACAGCUGAAGCAGUGCGACAGCAUGAUGUAUCUUUUUUCAGCUUCCAUGGCGUUUGGUCUUGUGCAACUUAACAACUUAUGGGUGGAGCAAUGUUCUCAGAUAAAAGAAAUCAUCAAGGUGGAAGAUGGGGUUGCAGACAAGAUUAUAUUUCCUCAAACAACCCAGCUAUCACUUCUAUCUUUGCCCAAGCUAACAAGUUUCUAUCAAAGAACUCAGACUCCUGGAAUGCUUUUCAAUGAAGAGGUUGCAUUUCCUAGCUUGGGGGACUUAGAUAUCUCCAACCUGGAUAGUGUGGAAAAGAUAUGGCACAACGAGUUUGUUGCAGAUUCCUUUGGAAAACUAAAAAGACUAUCAGUGCGGUCUUGUCAAAAACUGCAGAAUGUUAUUCCUUCCAAUAUGCUGAAGAGGCUACCGAGUCUACAAAUUCUGAAGAUAGUGGACUCUAAUUCACUGGAAGAGAUUUUUGAUCUGGAAUCCAUAGAUAGUAAGGAAAGUCAUGAUAUUCCUACGCUUCAGUUGCGAGAAUUGUGUUUAGAUAAUUUAGAGAAGCUGAAGCGUGUAUGGAAUAAGGCUCCUCAAGGACUUCUUACCUAUCCUAACUUAAAGUCUAUACAAGUUUCUCACUGUCCAAGUCUUAUAAUUCCUUAUGAAGGUUAUGUAGUGAGAAGCCUUAUGCAGGUUAAAGAAAUAGAUAUGAAUUCUUGUGGAGUGAAGGAAAUUGUUUCACACGAAGAUAUGGCAAAAGUAGUGUCCAUGUUCUUUUUCCCUGAAGUGACCUCUCUGACAAAUUCCUGUCUAAAACAACUUGAAUGUUUCUAUCUGGGACUGCAUAAUUUGGAGUGGCCAAUGUUGAAGACACUGGAGGUGGAAAGUCAUGAAAGUUUGGAGAAAUUGGCUUCCAAACUUGAUAAGCCAGUUGAGCAACCCAUCUUCCUUUGUGAUAAGGUUGCGUUCCCUAACUUGGAGGUCUUGAAUCUCUCUCUCAAGUUGGAGAAGAUGAAGGAUCUUCAUGUUUUAUUCGGGGCCCUCUCUAAUCUAAAGAUCCUGAUAGUUGAAAACUGCCCAUUCCUAUCGAGUCUUUUUUCACCCCAAUUUAUAGAGCGCUUAAACAAUUUAAAAAAGCUAACUGUGAAAAAAUGUGACCUCCUAGAAGAAGUAUUUGAUCUUAAGGGACUUGCUCAUGGUGAUGAUAAACAUGUUGAGAUGCUCUCCAAGCUAGAAGACGUGAGCUUAAUUGAUCUACCUCAGUUGAGAGAUAUAUGCAACGACAGCCCUCCACAAGUUUUGUGCUUCCAAAACUUGAAAUCGCUACAAGUGAAGCAGUGCAACAGCGUGACGUAUCUUUUUUCACCUUCCAUGGUGUUGGGUCUUGUGCAACUCCAAGACUUACACAUAGAACAUUGUCCCGCGUUGAAAAAAAUUUUUACCGUGGAAGGCAGGGAUACCGAUAACUGGCCCCCACAAGUUUCCCGCUUCCAGAACUUGAAAUCCCUACAGGUGAAGCAGUGUGAGAGUUUGUUGUAUCUUUUUCCAUAUUCUGUGGCCUUGGGUCUUGGGCGACUUCAAGACUUACGCAUAGAAGAUUGUCCCGUGAUGACAGAAAUUGUUACUGCAGAAGACAGGAAUUUUUAUAACCAGCCGCCACUGGUUUCAUGCUUCCAGAACUUGAAAUCCGUUCAGGUGAAGCAGUGUGACAGCUUGAUGUAUCUGUUUUCAUCUUCCUUUGCAUUGGCUCUUGCGCAACUCCAGGACUUACGCAUAGAACACUGUUGUACGAUGAAAGAAAUUGUCACUGCAGAGGGAGUUAGAGACAAGAUCAUUUUUCCUCAGACAAAGCGCAUUUCACUUCUAAAGUUGCCCAAACUAGCAACUUUCUAUCUAAGUCAGAAUCUUGAAAAGAUUCAUAUGGGAGACUCUAAUACAGCUCCUGGGGUGCUCUUCAAUGAAGAGGUUGCAUUCCCUAACUUGGAAUUCUUGCAUGUCUCUGGCCUGGAUAAUGUGAAAAAAAUAUGGCACAACCAACUGCUUGGAUAUUCCUUUAGCAAACUAAAGGAAAUGAAGGUAGAAAAUUGUAAUAAACUGCAGAAUCUUUUGACAUCCAAUGUGUUGAAUUGGUUACGAAGCCUAGAGUUUCUUAAAAUAGACAGCUGUGGUAAAGUAAAAGAGGUUUUUGAUCAGGAAGUGAUAAAUGUUCAGGAAGAUGUAACAGACACUCAGUUGAGUCAAUUGGUUUUAGAUGAUUUACAGCAACGGUUGCAUAUGUGCAACAAGGUCCUUGGAAAAUAUUUGUGCUUACAGAACCUGAAAGUUCUCGAGGUGCAUAACUGUGGCAGCAUGAAAAACAUUUUCUCGCCUGACAUGGCAUUGGGUCUUGUGCGACUUGAAGGAAUAAACGAAAUCAUCGGGCAGGAAGAUGGAGCUGAAGAGGUUAUUGAUAAGAUUGAGUUUCCUGAAUUAACCUCUCUUUCACUCAAAUCCUUACCCAGCCUGGCAAGUUUCUAUCCAGGAAGCCAUACUCUCAGAAGGGUUGGUCUGGGAGACCAUGGUAUCCUUAUUACAGUGCUCUUCUAUGAAAAGGUUGCAUUCCCUAGCUUGAAGUCCUUGAACAUCUCUGGCCUGCGACGUAUGCAAAAGAUAUGGCACAACAAGUUGAUUGAAAAUUCAUUUAGCAAACUAGCAAAAAUGGAGGUAGAAUGUUGUGAUGAACUGCAGAAUUGUUUGCCAUUAUUUGUGCUGAAGUCGUCAAGCCUACAGAUUCUUAGAAUAGCCAACUGUGGUAAAUUAAAAGAGGUGUUUGAUCUGAAAGGGGCAGAUGUUCUGGAUAAUGAAACAGCAACUCAGUUGAUUAAGUUGGAGCUACAUAAUCUCCCACUGCUGCAGUAUAUAUGGAAUAAGGAUCCCUAUGGAACUCUCACCUUUCAAAACUUAGAUUUUGUGGAAGUUUUCGAUUGUCAUGGUUUGAAAAGUCAUUUUCCAGCCGGUAGCAUAGUCCGAGACCUUUCACAGCUUGAAAAGCAAUUGAUAAGAACUCGUUGGGAAAAAGACUUAGAAGGGAAAAAUGAAGGGAAAGAUUUUGUGUUCCCUGAAGUAACCUACAAUGAACUUGAACUUCCCGCUCUGCGAAAAAUCAAGGGUAAAGAGGUCUUGAAAGUGCAUGAUUAUGUGAGCGAGAUUUCAGAAGACAUGCCUGGAAGUUCAGGAUAGUAUCCCAGAUCAAGGUUGGUUGCUUUCCCUGACUUGGAGGAACUUACUGUGACAGCUAAUUCCCAGCAAAAUCCUUCGAAGUACAAGUUCAGGAGGUACGCUGGAUUUGCUUCAUGCUUUCCUUCAUUUCAGGAGAAAGACAUGCUGCUAUGAGAGGGUCUGCAAUGAUUUUUUCCUCUGUUUCAAUUGAAUUCGACUGGGUUUUUCUUUUAGUAAAAUUUCAUGUGAUUGCCUAGACUUGGGCAAUAUACUCCUAAGCUGCUAUGCUACUUUGUCCCAAAACAGUUCAAUUACUUCCCGCUUGAAAUAUGUGGUUGUAUGAACUUAUACAUUUGCAUGCAGGUGUGACCUUUGAAUUUUUUUUAAUGUACUCUUUAUAUAGUGAAUCUAUUCUUGUUGAGAAUCUUUCCUAAUAUCCAUCCAGAUUGUUGAAUGUUGUGCCUGUAACUUUGUUCCUUCUGAAUUAUCAAAGGCAAACAUUAUUUGAUGAA